AGGAAACUGAGGAGUUAUAAGAGCCAGCCGGCAAGUUCCUUAUGCCCCCCCUCUCUACCGAACCCCCCUAACACAGGCAGAGGACAGCGGCGUGGGUCUGAACGAGCAGGAGAAAAUCAGUCCACAGAGUAAUGUCAGUAUUAACAGCGCACACAGACAGAUAGCAGAUAGCUUCAGGAGCCGGUAGUCGUUCAGACGUUUCGAUCGUCUGUGUUUCUAAGAGGAGGACUUCGUUUCCUGUGUUGUUAUCCCUCAGACCGAGCAGCCGAUGGUGUUUCAUCUUUUCAGAUAACAGCUAAAAAGAAGAGAUGCCUCCAAAACAGAAAUCCAAGUCCUGGACAGAACUGAAACAGGCUGGAAAUGAAUGUUUUAAAACGGGCCAGUAUGGAGAGGCCACCAGUCUUUACAGCCAGGCCAUCAAAGAGCUGGAGAAGUCCAGUAAAAAGAAUCCAGAGGAUUUGGGCAUUUUGUACUCAAAUCGUGCAGCCAGCUACCUGAAGGAUGGAAACUGUGGGGAAUGUGUGAAAGACUGCAACAUGUCUCUGGAGUUAUAUCCGUUCAAUGUGAAGUCUCUGCUUCGUCGUGCUGCUGCCUAUGAGGCUCUGGAGCGAUACAGGCAGGCGUACGUAGACUACAAGACCGCUCUGCAGAUCGACUGCAACAUAGCAGCUGCUCACGACGGCACCAACAGGAUGACGAAGGCGCUCACAGAGGCAGACGGUCCCUCAUGGAGAGAAAAGCUGCCUCCCAUCCCCACUGUUCCUCUGUCUGUCCGAGAGAAACUGACCCAGCAAACUGCAGCCAACCCUGCUAAACAAAACCCUGCACCGCAACAGAACGGCACCGUGGAAACAAAAAAAAAGGCUCCCAGCGAUAAGGACAUAAAGAAAGCCCAGACCCUGAAAGAAGAAGGCAACGCUCUGGUGAAGAAAGGAGAGCAUAAGAAGGCCAUAGAGAAGUACAGCCAGAGCCUGAAACACAACCCCACUGAGGUCACGACUUACACCAACCGGGCGCUGUGUUACCUGUCGGUGAAGCAGUACAGAGACGCUGUCAGAGACUGUGACGAGGCUCUGAUGAUUGACAGCAGCAACAUCAAGGCUCUCUACAGGAGGGCUCAGGCUUACAAGGAACUCAAGGACGUUAAAGCCUGUGUGGACGACCUGAACAGUCUGCUCAAAGUGGAACCAAAAAACACGGCCGCCCUGAAGCUGCUGCAGGAGGUGCAGAAGAAGAAGUGAGGACACAUCAGGGACUCCGGAGACGGCGGUAAGGAUCAUCUGUCACUGCACGGAAGACAGAAGAGAGAGAGGAGGACAAAUCAUUGAUGUUUCUAUCAGAACCAAUGCGAUGGAAAGCAGCCAAGCAGUGACGUGAUUCAGCUUUAAGUCAAACGCAGAGUACGUGUUUCCCAAAAGCUCCUUCACCCCGAGCACGUGUUUGGUCACUGGAACAAACACGAGCUUGGUGCUGAGACGCUUCUGGAAAACGCGGCUCUGGUUGGUGUUUGGAGCUGAGGGUGUAUCAGGAAGAAGAGACGCUGCCACUUUCAGCUUUGGGAAUGUUUGUAUUUUAUCAGUUUUAGUUUGUAAGUUUGAAAACUAUUGACACACAUCACAAUUCUACCUGACAAUAAACCUUUACCAUCAUCAUUUAACAUCAUUUAAUUAUGGAGCCUCUGCUGUCAUACUGUCUACCACCAUCCAUACCACAUACUAAUUCUAUAGCAUAUAUCCUACAUACUAAUUGUCAUUGUAUACGCUUUAAGCAGAUAACAUACAAAAACUUUACAGUUUUAUAACAAUAGGAGGUGAUGCAGUACAGCAGUGUCACCGCCGACUUUUUGUGUAAACCUGCUUAGGAGCAGUGUGUUGUUUGGAUUUGGGACAGAGCAACUCCUGGAGUGGUCAGUAUGGGUGAAACGAUCUGUCCUGGCAUAUAUAAAUUUUAUAUCACAAUCCUAUAUAAAAAAAAAAUGUCCUGGAUACUCAAAGCAAUAUCUUCAGAUUUUGUGCGACGGUCAGUCCAAAAGCUAAAGGUGUUAAUCGUACACGACAGAAUAAAGCGGCGUGCAUAUCCACGAUGGUAAAUGUUUACUCAGUAUUUGUUUUACAUGUAAACAACCAUUUUUUUUUCCUCCACAUCAUGUUCUGCACUCAGGUAGUUAACCUAUUUUCUUCUAAAUUUGGUUUUCAUGUGAAUGUUUGUUUUUCUCCGUGGCUUGAUAUUUCUGUUCACGCUGCGUUCGUGUCAUAUGGGCUGGAGGGUAGAGAUGGGACAGACCGCCGUGUUUUCGACUUGAUGUAAUUUUAAAAAACUCUUCUUUGGCAAUAUGAAUAUAAAACUGUGUACAUUAAAUCUGGGGCUUAAUUGCCUUUUCAUCCACUUCUGAAUCUUACAAGUCAAAAACUGGUAAUUAUGAUAAAUCCGAUGUGACAUGAAUGCAGCAUCAGUCUUGAUUCAUUUGCAUAGUUUGAGUUUUGAAUCGUUUCCCACCGAACACAAACAUUAGUGAGGCUUCGGUCACCGCGGCGCCGUCCUCAAACCCAGAGCCUGUUGGAUACAACAGGAAGUGUUCUUACCUUCUUUCCUGCCUCACUUCACUGAGACUUGUGUUUACUACCAUUAGGAUCAAAGCAUCAGUUUGCUCCCUUUCUGUCUGAAAGACAAACAUGUGAACCAAGUAACACGAUCUUCAAACGGGUCUUCGUAUGCUAUGUACUGUCUGUGAGCUCAUUUUAUUUUUCCUGUCAUUUCAUGGUAUUAUUGUGAAACCUGAUUGAUCCAGCUGUGGCUUGGCAGUCUCCAUCCUGCCCAAAGUGCCUGUCAACACCUUUCAUCUGCUGCUCUGGGUUAGUUUCUGCAAAACAGCUGAAAUGGAAAAACGUCAGUUUCUGUGUUACAAACAAACAAACGAUAUAUCAGACCUCCUGAUAUCCAGUGUGUCAUGCAGGGAAUGUUUGUGAAACACACCUACGUUUAUUCAUGUUUGCACAGGCUCCACGUUUUAUCUCCCUUUUAUCACAUUUCUGCUGUUCUCGAACUUUAAUAUUGUUUUUUUUUUUUUGUCAACCUGCUUCUGUUUUAACUGCGAAUAAAAGGAAAUACAUGUA
This is a messenger RNA of Toxotes jaculatrix (banded archerfish), 3113 nucleotides long. RefSeq names its product translocase of outer mitochondrial membrane 34 (gene tomm34). The record is from RefSeq and is a predicted model, not a curated record. The transcript is spliced from 8 exons. Bases 309 to 1241 code for a protein of 310 amino acids. Gene Ontology annotation, cellular component: cytosol; mitochondrion. Gene Ontology annotation, molecular function: heat shock protein binding. NCBI's taxonomy places the organism in Eukaryota, Metazoa, Chordata, Actinopteri, Toxotidae.